AUGUCAGACGUGGCAGUGGACACCAGCUCCGAGAUCACCACCAAGGACUUGAAGGAGAAGAAGGAAGCCGGGGAGGAGGCAGAGAAUGGAGGAGAUGCGCCUGCCCAUGGGAACGCUCGAAAUGAGGGAAAUGGGGAGCAGGAGGCUGACAAUGAGGUAGAUGAAGAAGAGGAAGCAGGUGGGGAGGAAGAGGAGGAGGAAGAAUGUGAUGGUGAGGCAGAGGGUGGUGGUGGAGAUGAAGAUGAGGAAGCCGAGGCUCCUACGGGCAAGCUACGGGCAAGCUACUAUGGGCAAGCGGGUAGCUGA
Rattus norvegicus (Norway rat) is the source of this 306-nucleotide messenger RNA. The record is from RefSeq and is a predicted model, not a curated record. NCBI's taxonomy places the organism in Eukaryota, Metazoa, Chordata, Mammalia, Rodentia, Muridae.